AUGGGUAUCGCAGGCCCCAUGAAUGCGGCUGUCACCAUCCCUCCGCGACCGAAACCCGGCCGCAAGCCAGCGACCGAUGAUCCACCCAGUAAGCGGAAAGCGCAGAACCGCGAGGCUCAGCGAGCGUUCCGGGAGCGACGUGCCAAACGAGUCGAGGACAUGGAGAAAGAGAUCCGCGAACUGAAAGAGGCGCACAAGCUUGAGUUGGAGGCCGCGGAGAAAAGAUAUCAGGCUUUGAGCAGGGAAUUCAAUCUCCAACGCCGGGAAUCGGUCCUCCAAACUCAGUCUUUGGCCUUCGAGAAUCAGGACUUGAGGAACGAGAAUGCUGCUCUGCAGCACGGAAAGAAACACAGUCCGGGUGAACCCCCUUUGAAGAAGAGACAGCUCUACGUCGAAACGGAAGGACAUGGGUUCAAAUCGCUCCCGACGGCAGCAGAUCCCGGCCGGCUGCCCCCUCUGCUGAUGCGACACCAAUCCGGCCCCUUGACGCCUCCAAUGCUGCAGCCCAUGUCCGAAGGCAACGGGUUCGCUUCCCCGUACACCAACUUAUCUCCAUCGCGUCGCCUGCCCACUCCGAAACCAAGUUCGCGGGGCUCUCAGUCGAGCGAAUUACUGUCCAGCACCAGCACCCAUGUCAACGACGUUCCAAUGGCCGACGUGUAUCCCGAUCUCGGCCGCUACUACGAGGCUCAGGAGACCGACUUCACCAAUUUCGGCAGAGCACCGAGCCGGCCGGAUGUACCCGUCCCAUCGACGGAAGCCGUACCAAGCCCAGCCGUUACUGAUCACGAACGUUGCGGCUUCUGCACGGACGAGAGCAAUUGCGUCUGUAUACCCCGGAAUCAAGAGCAUCAAGAGCCCGACCAGGACAAAGAUGCCAGUGGGGACGACGAUGCAAUCGGGGAGCCAGACACAAGCGAGGAGCGUAUCUCGCCCUCUCAUCCUGGGCCUGGCGCCAGCACCAGCGAUCCAGCUCUCCCGCCUGCGAAGCCCACUCCCAACGCAUCCGCAUCCGCCGACCCCACAUCGACGGCCUCCUGCAUCACCACCACCGCCGCCGCCGCCGUCUUGCCAGGAACCUGCGACGCCUGCCUCCGCGACCCAACCCUCAAGCGCGCCUGCGAGACCUUCGCCAGCCGCCAGCCGCCUCCGACCCUGGCACCCACCAUGGCACCGCCAUUCUCCUUCACAGCCCCCUCCUACGACUCCCUCGUAAACCUCGAGCGCAUCUUCUCCGUCUCCGAAGCCUCAUCCGGCGGCACGGCAACCACCUCCAGCGAUCAAGCCAUGCCGAUCCACCAGGGCUCGGUCGGGUGCGCCGACGCGUUUACCUGGCUCGCGAAUGCGCAGGUCGAUAUCAAUGAGGAUUGGGUGCAGGAGAUGCUGUCGGUUGCGCCGGGGAGUAGGAGGGGUACGGAGAUGGGGGCGGGCACGGGGCAGGGGGUGGGGAGGAGGAUGACGGCGUUUGAUAUUGAGGGAGCGAGUAUUCUAGCGACGUUGAAUGUGGCGAGGAGGCAUGGGUCGAGUCAGAUGUCGCUGGGGAAUGGGGGCGAGUGA
Messenger RNA from Coniosporium apollinis CBS 100218, 1557 nucleotides. RefSeq lists its product as uncharacterized. Bases 1 to 1557 code for a protein of 518 amino acids. Gene Ontology annotation, cellular component: RNA polymerase II transcription regulator complex. Lineage: Eukaryota; Fungi; Ascomycota; Dothideomycetes. The record is from RefSeq and is a predicted model, not a curated record. The transcript has a single exon. Gene Ontology annotation, molecular function: transcription cis-regulatory region binding; DNA-binding transcription activator activity, RNA polymerase II-specific.